Messenger RNA from Ruditapes philippinarum (Manila clam), 1328 nucleotides. RefSeq names its product solute carrier family 22 member 4-like. Gene Ontology annotation, biological process: transmembrane transport. Lineage: Eukaryota; Metazoa; Mollusca; Bivalvia; Venerida; Veneridae. The record is from RefSeq and is a predicted model, not a curated record. Gene Ontology annotation, cellular component: membrane. The coding region runs from base 116 to 1285 and encodes 389 amino acids. Gene Ontology annotation, molecular function: transmembrane transporter activity. The transcript has 5 exons.
UUGUGAUAACAAAUAAGAUGUUUUUAUGUAACGUUACCAUUUAUAUAUUAAAAGAAUAUUAAUGUUUAUUGUGUAAGAAAAUAAUAUAACACAAAUAUAAAUAUAAUAUAUAACAAUGGAUAAAAAUCACCAUCCGGAAGAAAUUCUGGAGAGAAUAGGUGGAUGUGGAAGAUUCCAAGUGUUUCUUUCAGUGAUGUCUCAUUUGAUGAAAUUGCCAACUGUGUUAACAAUGUACCUAAUGGUGAUCUCUAUAGCAACGCCCGAAUGGCGAUGUAUGGAUGACAACGGACCUAGUCACGUGACUGCAGCUUUUAAUACAACUUUUCUACAUGUUAAUUCAACUUACGCAAAUUCUUCUGAUAUAGACUAUUUUGGUACAGCAAAUCACUCAAAACCGUACAACAAUAUAAAAGCAUGUGAAAACAGAAAUGGUACCCGGUGUAACAAUAUAGUUUACAGUGAUGAAAUGAAAACGAUAGUGUCUGAGUGGUCAAUGUCAUGUACCUUACCGUGGGUUCCUUCAACAAUUGCCUCAAUUCAAAUGCUUGCAAUAUUAUUUGGAAACCUGGCUUGCGGCCAAAUAGCGGAUAGCUUUGGUCGAAAGAUGCCUUUAUUUUCAUCACAGCUGUUACUUAUUGCUGCUAACUUAAUUGGGUAUUUUUCUACAUCUUGGCUGAUGUUUGGUGUUGCACGAGCAAUAUGUGGUAUCGGAAUGGGAAUGUUUUUGACCGUUCAGUACAGUCUGUCCACUGAGGUCAGUGUAUCCAGUUGGAGACCAUGGAUCGUGGCAUUUCCAACAUGGGCAUUAAUGGCGUGUGGACUAGCAUUAGUGAGCUAUCUGAUGCCAGACUGGAGAAAACUUCAUCUGCUCACAACUAUAGUAACAAUUCCAUAUCUUCUCCUGUGGUGGUAUUUUCCUGAGAGUUUCCGGUGGCACCUGUCACAUGACAGAACUCAUGUAGCUAAAGAUAUCAUACAACGUAUAGCAAAGUUCAAUAAAAAGUCAGUAAAUGAUGAAACAAUUCUUGAACUUCUUAACACGACAGUGCUUGAUGAAAAAUCUGGGGACAGAAAGAAAUAUUCACUUUGGAAUUUGUUCAAUACCCGGAGAUUAGCAAAGAUAACGGUACUGUCGAUGACUAACUGGCUGGCUCUGGGACUAUUAUCAUACGGAAUUCAGUACGGGAUAAAGGCUUUAUCUGGCAACUUCUUUUUCAACUUGUUUUUAUUUAAUAUCAUUAGCGUUCCAACAACCUUUAUAGCUAUCAUACUCAGUAAUAAGUAAGUGUUUAAACAUUUUAAAAUAUUUAUAUAUAUACGAGGCCCUC